Molecule: messenger RNA, 558 nt
Organism: Colletotrichum karsti
Lineage: Eukaryota; Fungi; Ascomycota; Sordariomycetes; Glomerellales; Glomerellaceae
Product: chitin binding protein
Exons: 2
Coding region: 1-558 (185 amino acids)
Source: RefSeq, a predicted model, not a curated record
AUGCGCGCUUCGAUCACCGCUGCCACGGCCCUCCUCGCCGCCAUGGUCUCCGCCCAUGGAAACAUCACCUCUCCUCCCGCGCGAGUCCCUGGACCGGCGAUGAUCAAGGCCUGUGGACAGGAGAACGUCAACACCGUGUUGUCUGACCCGACCAUCCCCUUGGAGGACUUCACUAGCCCUCCGGCAACAUGCCAGCUGGAUCUCUGCCGUGGUGCCACAUUCGAGGACAACAAGGCCAAUGUUCAGACAUUCAAGGCCGGUCAGGUUGUGAACAUGCGCGCAGCGCUGCCCAUCCCUCACGAGGGCCCGAUGAACGUUUCGAUCGUCGACACGAAGACCAACAAGGUCAUCGGAGAACCUUUGAUCGUCUUCGACACCUACGCCGAUGAGAAGCUUGCCCAACUGCCCGCAAACAACACCAACUUCGACGUCACGAUGCCCAGCAACCUGCCCGCUGGAACAUGCGCUCAGGCCGGCCAGUGUGUCAUGCAAUGGUUCUGGUUCGGUACCAGCGCUAAGCAGACUUACGAGAGCUGCGUUGACUUCGUCAUGGCUUAA